UGGAAUGUGAAACCAAAUCAUUUUCAAGUUAAAGAUAGACACAGUAUACACCAGGAUCUAGAAGCUGGAUUUUAAGCUCCUAUCUCUCCCUAGAAUUUCAGAGAGUUCUGUUAUGAUCUCUGUAGUAAUUAACAAUUUGGUCGGGGCUUGUUUUUGAAGUCAGUGUGCUCAGAAUUCAUGUAUGUUCUGGAUGUCCUGGAAUUAAAAGGAUUUAGGAGCUCAUGAUGUGCAUACUCUAGGAUAAAUGAAGAUUUACCGAUCCCUGGAUGAAGUGCUCGGAAAGUCUUUAAAUGCCAUAGUCAACUGCCAUUUCAAAGAAGAGAAAAUAGAUGGUUUUGGAAAGCUCAUGCUGUUUCUUCAUUGAAUUUUAGAAUGAUUGAAGAUAGUGGGAAAAGAGGAAAUACCAUGGCAGAAAGAAGACAGCUGUUUGCAGAGAUGAGGGCUCAAGAUCUGGAUCGUAUCCGACUCUCCACCUACAGAACAGCAUGCAAGCUUAGGUUUGUGCAGAAGAAAUGCAACUUGCACCUGGUGGACAUUUGGAACGUCAUAGAAGCGUUGCGGGAAAAUGCUCUGAACAACCUGGACCCUAACAUAGAACUCAGUGUGGCCCGCUUGGAGGCUGUGCUUUCCACCAUUUUCUACCAGCUCAACAAACGGAUGCCAACCACUCACCAAAUCCAGGUGGAACAGUCCAUCAGCCUCCUGCUUAACUUCCUGCUGGCAGCCUUUGAUCCGGAAGGCCAUGGUAAAAUUUCAGUAUUUGCUGUCAAAAUGGCUUUAGCCACGUUGUGUGGAGGGAAGAUCAUGGACAAAUUAAGAUAUAUUUUCUCAAUGAUUUCUGACUCCAGUGGGGUGAUGGUUUAUGGACGAUAUGAUCAGUUCCUGCGGGAAGUUCUCAAACUACCCACAGCGGUCUUUGAAGGUCCUUCAUUUGGUUACACAGAACAGUCAGCUAGAUCCUGUUUCUCUCAACAGAAAAAGGUCACCUUAAACGGUUUCUUGGACACACUCAUGUCUGACCCUCCCCCGCAGUGUCUGGUCUGGCUGCCCCUUCUGCAUCGGCUGGCAAAUGUAGAAAAUGUCUUCCAUCCGGUGGAAUGUUCUUACUGCCACAGCGAGAGUAUGAUGGGAUUCCGCUACCGAUGCCAACAGUGUCACAAUUACCAGCUCUGUCAGGACUGCUUCUGGAGGGGACAUGCCGGUGGUUCCCAUAGCAACCAACACCAAAUGAAAGAGUACACAUCAUGGAAAUCACCUGCUAAGAAGCUAACUAAUGCAUUAAGCAAGUCUCUGAGCUGUGCUUCCAGCCGUGAACCCUUGCACCCCAUGUUCCCUGACCAGCCUGAGAAGCCACUCAACUUGGCGCACAUCGUUGAUACUUGGCCACCCAGACCUGUAACCAGCAUGAAUGACACCCUCUUCUCCCACUCUGUCCCCUCCUCAGGAAGUCCUUUCAUUACCAGGAGGUCACCUGAGGGGAUAAGUGCAUCCAGCCCUGUGGCUGAAGAGCAUUCGCUCAUAAAGCUGUAUGUAAAUCAGCUUGACCACGGCUCACGCUCUCCUCCCAAGGACAGUGAAGUAGAGCAGAACAAACUGCUGGCUAGGGCUGCUCCAGCUUUUCUGAAGGGCAAAGGGAUACAGUACAGCCUGAAUGUGGCAGACAGGCUGGCUGAUGAACAUGUUCUCAUCGGGUUGUAUGUCAACAGGCUCCGGAACAACCCACCAUGCAUGCUUGAGAGUUCGAACCGGCUCGAUGAAGAACACAGACUGAUCGCCAGGUACGCGGCAAGACUGGCAGCAGAGUCCGCUUCGUCUCAGCCGACGCAGCAGAGAAGUGCUCCUGACAUCUCCUUCACCAUUGAUGCGAAUAAGCAACAGAGGCAGCUGAUCGCAGAGCUAGAAAACAAGAACAGAGAAAUCUUACAGGAGAUCCAGAGGCUGCGGCUAGAGCAUGAACAAGCUUCUCAGCCCACUCCAGAGAAGGCACAGCAAAACCCCACUCUGCUGGCAGAACUCCGGCUCCUCAGACAGCGCAAGGACGAGCUGGAACAGAGAAUGUCUGCUCUCCAGGAGAGCCGGAGAGAGCUAAUGGUCCAGUUAGAAGGUCUCAUGAAGCUACUAAAGGAAGAAGAACUGAAGCAGGGAGUGCACGUACCAAACCGUGUAUGACGCUAUAUCCCAUUUGCUGGUAUCACCAGGAAGUUUCACAUCAUUUCCAUGGAUCGAUUAGAACCACAGCCUGUCCAAUUUCAACGUACCUUUUAUUCUUCUGUAUUCUCUUUCCUGUUAUUCAUUGUGUGUGUUUGUGUGUAACAACGAACGUUUGCAAAAUGCUGGACACAGUUUUACCCUUCCUUCCCACGGUCUGUAAAAAAGGAAAGUGUAAAACUAAUCUGUAAUGUCAGACAAUAAAGACAAUGUAUUACGCUAUUUUGUAUUUUGUGAAAAAAGUUGCUUUACUAAAGUCAAAUUUUAAUGAGAGACAGUCCCCCUUGGUGAAGGACGCACAUUUAUAGCCUGUCUAAUUGCCCAUAAAGGCGUACAUGGGGCAUUGCUAUUGUAGUUCCAGCGCACUUAGAUCAUGGUAGAGAAAAAUGCCUUGCUGUGCUGCUUCUCUGUGCAAACAGCCUCUUUCCUUUCCUGUCUCUUACUUAGCAUGUGCACAGAAAAAAGGGGGAAAAAGCUCAAAUAUAACCUCACACCUAGUGGAGAGAGGGCAAUCAUCCUAUAGUCCAUCAGCCUUGCUGAGCCAUCUCCCUCAGGGGCCCAUUUCCCACCAUUCCCCAGGCCACACAUUCUUGAAAGGCUGUGUGGACCAGGAAGUUCAUAAACCCAUGGCUGCAAACAGCCAAACCAUGGCAGCACCCAUAGAGCAUUACUGCCUCCUUUCCUUCCAGCUCCUCCCACGGAGCCCUCAACAGUGGCCGCAUCUCUGAAAGUCAGCCCUCAGCUGGGUACCGCUGCCUAGGUUCUAAAGGGCCAUCAUUGGGAACGCUCAGAUGUCAGCAAUGCGAUGUCUGGGUGGGAAGAGAAUUUGCUUGUCUUACUCAUUUAUUGAUGUGCUUGUAUAGUCAAGCCUCUUUUCCAAAAGGACCCAAGGCAGCUCCCAACAAAAGACAUCAGCAAUGACUUCAUAAAAUAAAUAUAGAAAGAUCAGAAACUAACGAAGAGAAAAUGCAAAUAUGCUAAUCAUAAGAGACAAGGGUGUUCCUCUGAGCUUUUUGGCAAUGAGGCAAAAAAAAAAAAAAAAAAAAAAAAAAAAAAAAAAAAACGGAUUUUGUGGUUUUAUCAAAACAAAAAUACCAGUUCUCAGGGGACCAAAAUUUCUGUUGGCAUAAAAUAUGAAAAAGAAGUCUUUACUUGGAGCUUUAGAGAACUUGUGCUGAAUAAUAAACGGGACAAAUGCAGCAGCAGAUGUUAAGUGGCUGAUUAUUAUACUGACCUUCAGUUAAAAUUAAAGACAGAACCCUGUACGUCCCAAUCCUGAGCAGGCAGAUCUACAAGGAAAGAAACAUAUGCCAUUCAAAUAUAUAGACUUGGUAUAACAUGAUCUAAGGAGAGAAUUUAGAGGUUUUAGUCUGCUGUCUGCUUCUAAAUUCUAUUUUUAUUUAUGAGCCUUACCCCUUUGGGGACAUUCUCUUUGUAAAAUCAGAUUUAAGACACUGCACACAACAAAUUGUGCUUGAUUUAAUAACCUCUACUUGCUUUAUCAUAAGUCUCUGUGGUUCAAUGUAUUUUAUGAUACUGGUAUAUAUAAUUCCUACUUCUGUUUCUUGUUAGAGAUAAUGCAUGAAUUUAUCCCCCUUGAGGAGAGAACAUGAAUUAAAAAAAAAAAAUAGUGCCUGUAAUAUAAUAUGAUGAUUAUGGUAUCAUAAGCAAUAAAUUUUUUUUUACAAAACUUGCA
Herpailurus yagouaroundi (jaguarundi) is the source of this 3904-nucleotide messenger RNA. RefSeq names its product dystrobrevin alpha (gene DTNA). Gene Ontology annotation, biological process: synaptic signaling. Bases 373 to 2169 code for a protein of 598 amino acids. Gene Ontology annotation, cellular component: synapse; plasma membrane. The transcript is spliced from 21 exons. The record is from RefSeq and is a predicted model, not a curated record. NCBI's taxonomy places the organism in Eukaryota, Metazoa, Chordata, Mammalia, Carnivora, Felidae. Gene Ontology annotation, molecular function: zinc ion binding.